UUUUUAUAUUGAUGACUUGUUGAAAUGAAAAUACUUUCUAUAUAUUGGGUUAAAUACAAUAUUAUUUUAAAGUCAAGUUCACCUGUUUCCUUUGGCUUUUUUUUUUCUUGUGGCUACUAGAAAACUGAAAAUCACAAAUGGGGGGUGGUCCCAGGAUCUUUCUGCUGGACGAUGGGGCUCCAGAUGCUCAGGAAGCCAUAGGUGCCUUCUUUCUCCAGGAGGUGGCGGUCUCUCCCCAUUUUUGACACCUCCAUUCUAGAAAGGUCUGGAAAGUUCCUGGGGAAAUGGCCUGUGUAACAAAGCAGGUAUUGAACCCUAAACGGGACAGGGCCACAGUCAGCCCUGCAGUGAUGUCAGCCUAUCCACGCAAAGGAGGCGUCAAAAGAAACCCACAGGAAGUCAAGGAGCUAAGUGCCACCUUCCUCAACAGAAGAAUCAACACCUAGUUGAUAGAUUCUUGCUCUAGGUACCGAGUGCGUUACCACGUGUUCAGUGAAAUCGCUGUUUUCCAGGCAUUUCUAGGCCUUUGAAGGAGAUGGGCAUGCAGUGGACACACUGUGGUGCCCAGGCCAAGUCCACCUUUAGGUCCAGGGAACACGUCCCACCUGCUGAGGCUCACAGCUGCAGUUCCUCCCCAGAGAUGGUUCUUGGCUGAAAGAAGAUGCCUCGUCCAGCCAAUGACUGUCCCUACGGAGCAACAAAGUGUGGCCCUCUGGCCUCAGGCCGUGGUCCCAGGGAACAGACUAUAAUGGAGUCUGUCCCUGAUCCUGGCCUGCUAAGGAGGACCUCCCUCGCCAGUGGUGGGUAGAAUAUUCUGGCCCCUGGCAUGCUGCAGGGGUACAAUCAUUACAACGUUCACGGACAGGGAACUGGGAUGGGAUAGCAGCGAAAGGAAAGGCAGCAGUGUGAGAAAAAUCUCAGGUGUUUCAGGAGCAUGUCAGUAUAAGAACUGUAGGUGCACCUGGCCACUCCUGGGGACAGGCACCCUGGGCACAGACAGCAAAAGCCUGGGCUUGGGGUAAAAUCCAGAGUGUUUCCUUGGCAGCAGGUAAAGAAGCUCACAUCCUGAAGUUGGGGGCGGUGAGAGAAGGAGCGGGCCAGGCUUGGGACGGAACCAAAGUAACAGAGCCCCAGGGGAGGGGAAUUCGCAACCUUAGGGAGUCAGGCAAGCCGAGGGGCUUCCUGGUUGGGAAGAAGAGGGAUCCGAGACAGGUGCGGGUAUCUGGCUGCUGUGACUGCGCCCCUCCUGAUAGGGUGGCUCCAGACAGCUUGGAGGAAGGGAUCCCGAUGUCCCAUCCGGUGCAUCUGUUGAGACCCCCUAGGUUCUCACGCGGGAAUUGCGCUCCGCUGGAGGAAGCUGCCUCAGCAGGACGGAUGCAGGGCCACGAGGCCUGCCCCCUGCCCCCUGCCUCCAUCCAGGCGUCUCUGAGGGGCUUUUGGCUCCUUCUGCUGUGAGCCGAGGCCUCUGUAGCAACGGCGUCAUCACAGCCCAACUUCUCCCUCUGCCGAGCCCUGCUUCCCCUGCUCCCCGCCAUGGAGGCGGGGGUGGGGAGGUGUGGGGGGGUGAGACUCCCGCACUUAAUUCUCCAGCUGAGUCUCUGUCCCCAGGGAACCUGCUAGUGACAGAUUAAGGUUGCUAAGGUAAAUACGAUUAGGCAAGAUGUGCUCGGUGCCAGGUGUGUGGGGCACAUGUUCAGAGCAGGGGAGGGGCGAAGAGAAGGAUGCCCCCCAAACCCGCGGAAAAAUGCAAAUAGAUGCUCAAGCACCUGAACGGAGGGCUGCCUUCCCUGCCUGUCGGAGCCUUUCGGCUGCUCUGCCUGGAAAGUUGGGGUCUUGGAGGCAUCAUCAGCACUGGGGACCCCCUGACCCCCAGGGCCUGCCACUUCAUCUCCUGCAGUGGGAACCGGGCAGGAUGGAGGUGGGAAUGGGGAGCAGGUGGGGCUCCAAGUGGGAAGUUCCUGGAAGCCCCACCCCACACCCCGCCUUCUAGAUGCAUCUGAGCUACCCCAGACUCUGCACUGGAGGUGGGGUCAGGUGGGAUGAGGUUGGGGGGCGGGGAAAGAUGUCUCCAGGCCCCCAGACCCUCCAGUGGCUCAUUAUACCUUUGACCACCACCCUCUACCCUGCUGUCACUCUGUUUUGUCACUAUGAAUUUGUUCCUUUUUUUGCUUUUUGGGGCCGCACCUGUGGCACAUGGACGUUCCCAGGCGAGGGGUUGAAUCUGAGCUGCAGCUGCCAGCCACAGCCACAGCCACAGCAAUGACAGAUCCAAGCUGUAUCUGCGACCUACACCGCAGCUCACAGCCAUGCUGGAUCCUUAACCCAUUGACUGAGGCCAGGGAUUGAACCUGCGUGCUCAUGGAUACUAGUCAGGUUCUUAACCCCCGAGCCACAGUGGAAACUCCACAGUUCUGCAUUUCUAAUUGAGCAAAUGCUGUAGAUGGUAGUACUCUCGGGCUGCCUGAGCUGGAAGGACCCUCAAAGGUGGGUUUGCCCAGGCUCCCAGGGGGCAGAGAGUGAGUGCCCGCGCCAGCCAGUUGGCGGCAGGGCAGGCAUUAGAGUGGGCCCACGAGGCUCAGCCCCGAGCUUUUCCCCCCAAACCCUGGGACCUCAGCCCACCGCCGUAAUCCUCUGUGCGCAGUGUCUGCGUGCGGGUCCAGGGCAUGAGGCUGCCGCAGCCCCGCUGGCUUCGUCCUGCCUGUAGCGCAGAGGCGGGGUGGGUGGGGGAUUAGACAUCUCUGAGAUCAAUGUCACGUGCCGCCCGGCCACUCAGCUGCACCAGCCGUGAGCCCGGGAGUCCAGAUUUUUCUGGUUCCUGAGCCUGUGGACAGCUGAGGAGGGACUGGUUGUGUGGUGGGAACGCUGGAGCCCCUGCCCCACAGUCCUGGUAAGCGGGACCCCUGUCUCUGGCUCCCAGCCUUCAGGAACAAGAGUGCCCUGCUUGGGGCUUGGAGACUCGGGGAAAGAAGAUGGAGGGGGAAGGGCAGACACUGUGCAGACCAUGCAGCUUUGUGACGCAGGGAAGGACUCCUCUACGGCUUGUCCCUCUGCAGGGGUUCGUGGGAGAGAGACAAAGAAAGACCUGGGGACCCAGUGAGAAGGGACAGGGCAGGAGGGAUCCAUGCAACCUGUAAGCUUGCUCCACCCAAGCCCCCACUGCAGAUCCACUACCAAGAGGGCAGAUGCCCCACCACCCUGGACGCUUGGCAAUGAGGACCAGACCCCUGACCAUCGCUCCUCGCCAGCAGGUGCCGAGGGGCCUUCCUCACCACAGAGGCCACUUCUGAAGCUGGGCCACCCCCACGAGUUGGCAGCAGCAGCCAGGAUGUCCGCUCAGACCAGCCACUACCUGAAGCCCAGGCCCCUGAGCCUGCCACCUACCAUCCCAGAGUCCCCAAGCCGCCAGCGGCGCCACACACUCCCCGCCAGCGAGUUUCGCUGCCUCACCCCGGAGGAUGCUGCUGGCGUGUUUGAGCUCGAGCGAGAAGCCUUCAUCCCUGUCUCGGGCACCUGCCCCCUGAACGUGGACGAGGUCCGGCACUUCCUGACCCUGUGUCCCGAGCUGUCCAUGGGCUGGUUCUUGGAGGGUCGCCUCUUGGCCUUCAUCAUCGGCUCCCUGUGGGACAAGGAGAGAAUCACUCAGGAGUCGCUGACGCUGCACAGGCCCGGGGGCCGCACAGCCCACCUGCACCUGCUGGCCGUGCACCGCGCCUUCCGGCAGCAGGGCAAGGGCUCGGUCCUGCUCUGGCGCUACCUGCACCACCUGGGCAGCCAGCCGGCCGUGCGCCGGGCCGUGCUCAUGUGUGAGGCCAGGCUGGUGCCCUUCUACCAGAGGUUCGGCUUCCGGCCCGUGGGCCCCUGUGCCGUCUCCGUGGGCUCACUGGUCUUCACGGAGAUGCAGUGCUCCAUGCGGGACCUCGUCUCCCAGCGCAGGAACAGUGACUGCUGAACUGGCCGCCACGUGGGGGGCCCACGGCCGGUUGCCUGAGGUGUGGGGAGGCAGGCUGGGGGGUCCUACCCUGUCCCGGUGUCCCCUUCUCUGCCCUGGCCUUCCCCCAACUCGCCCCGGCCCGAAGGGAGACGGGGACGCCCAGGGGGUCGUGGAGAGGCUGGGGACUGAAAUAAAGAGAUGGGGGGGGCCGCUGCUCCUGCCAGGCUGCCCUGCUGGGGCC
Sus scrofa (pig) is the source of this 4172-nucleotide messenger RNA. RefSeq names its product serotonin N-acetyltransferase. Gene Ontology annotation, molecular function: aralkylamine N-acetyltransferase activity. The record is from RefSeq and is a predicted model, not a curated record. Gene Ontology annotation, cellular component: cytoplasm. NCBI's taxonomy places the organism in Eukaryota, Metazoa, Chordata, Mammalia, Artiodactyla, Suidae. Gene Ontology annotation, biological process: melatonin biosynthetic process; circadian rhythm; response to light stimulus.